GACGAUUCCGCGAAUGGCGGUUACGCUUGUGUAUAUUGUCAAUGCUUUAUUACUAGCUUGCAGGCCUGAAUAAUCCACUUACUCAGAUCAAACCCCAAAGAGGCGCGAGCAAGGUCAUCCCAGAGGGGCAUAGUGUGUGUAGUCGCAGCUGCUCUCAAGAUACCGAGCUUCGUCCAUUAUUGCGUUUCCCAUGUUUAAGUACUAAGUAACGCCCAAUGCCCAUUUAAUUUGCACUCAUUCAUCAACACAACUUGCUCUUCUUACCCCUUAAUCUCCUGCCUUGACCAUAUUCACAACCACCCCGAACUCCUUGCUUAUUCAAAUAUAUUUUUGGUUAUCUUACAAUGGCGCCAAGUACGACACCUCGUGGAAAGGCCACGAGCGAUACCGUUGAAAAGUAUGACAUCGUAAUCAUCGGUGCUGGACCAGUGGGUUUGCUAUUAUCGACUUGCUUGGCAAGAUGGGGAUACAAAAUCAGACAUAUCGACAACCGGCCGGAGCCUACGAAAACUGGCCGUGCUGAUGGUAUUCAGCCUCGGCCUCUAGAUCUGUUAAAAAACAUGGGCUUAAAGCCUGAUAUCAUGGCACAUAAGCCAGCAAAAGUGUAUGAGGUUGCGUUUUGGGACCCAACUUCGGCUAGAGAUGGAAUUCACAGAACCGGAACAUGGGCUAGUUGUCCGAGUUUCAUCGAUGCUCGUUAUCCAUUCACGACUUUAUUGCAUCAAGGAAUGAUUGAACGUGUAUUCAUCAAGGAUCUGAAGAAAUAUGGAGUGGAGGUACAGAGACCUUGGACAAUCAAGGGCUUCAAGACAGAUUAUGAAGGUGAUUCCGUUUACCCCGUUGAGGUUGAUUUACAGCACGUAGAUGGCGGGAAAAUGGACAAAGUGAGGGCAAAAUACUUAUUUAGCGGUGAAGGAGCACGAUCGUUCGUGAGAGAGCAGCUGAAGAUUGGAAUAAAACACAAAGAUCCAAUUGCUCAUGUCUGGGGUGUAAUGGAUGGUGUAGUUAAGACAGACUUCCCAGAUAUCAAGGUUCGUAAACCUCCGCAAAACAUCGUUCUGAAGGCUCUGACCAAUUUCCUUUAGAUGAAAUGUACCAUUCAUUCGGAACACGGCUCAAUCAUGGUAAUUCCAAGAGAAGACAACAUGGUACGGCUUUACAUCCAAAUCGCCUCUUCCACAGACAAGGAUUGGAACCCUCUCAAGACGGCAACCGAAGAGGAAGUCCAAAAUUCGGCGAAGAAAAUUCUUAGUCCCUAUCAAAUUGAGUGGGAGCGAGUUGAAUGGUUUUCUGUAUACCCUAUUGGCCAGGGUAUUGCAGACAAGUAUACUCUGGACCAUAGAGUUUUUAUGGGGGGAGACGCUUGUCACACCCACAGCGUAAGUUUCACCACGAAAAGUUGCGAAUGCACUGACUAACAUGGAAAUUGAAGCCAAAAGCUGGCCAGGGAAUGAACACCGCUUUCCUAGAUGCCCUCAACUUGGCUUGGAAGAUCCACCACGUGGAGGGUGGAUUUGCCGACAGAUCGCUGCUCGAGUCAUAUGAGAGUGAGCGAAAACUUGUCGCAGAGAACCUGCUAAAUUUCGAUGCAAAAUAUGCGGCUUUAUUUUCACAAAAACCACCAGCAGCGACGGAUGUUGCUGCAGCCUCUCAGACGAGCGCCGACAAUGAUGAGAACCCAUUCAUUGCAACUUUCAAAGAAUCUUGCGAAUUUACCAGUGGUUACGGAGUGGCUUAUGAUGCUAACAGUCUCAAUUGGUCUCCUUUACACAAAGCCCAGUCUCCGAUUAUAAACCCAAAAGGCAACAAACUUCGAACGGGAAGAAUCUUGAUUAACUCGAACGUCACUCGGGUAGUUGACGCCAAUGUGGUACAUUUGGAGCAAGAAAUUCCCCUGAAUGGCUCAUUCCGGGUUUACGUUUUCGCUGGCAAACCAUCGAAGAGCAAGAAAGCGCUCGAGGACUUUGCCCAAAACAUCAGCAAACCAUCUUCUUUUCUGAACUCCUACUUACGGUCGGAUAUCGACAGUGUUAGCCACCAUGAGCAACACAAUCCCCACAGUCAUUUCUUUACCUUCUGCACUAUCUUUGCAGCGAAAAGACCGGAAGUUGAGAUCUCAAGAGAUGUGCCAGGCGUUUUAGCGAGAUACCGGGAUCACAUCUAUGCUGAUGAUAUUUUCGACUAUAAAAUUCCAGAUGCAACGGCCUGGGCACAUGCAAAGAUGGGACUUGAUCAGGAGAAGGGGGGUGUUGUUAUCGUGCGACCUGAUGGUUAUGUUGGGAUUGUCACCAGUUUGGUGGAAGGAGGAGGAACUGUUGAUGCUUUGAACUCUUAUUUUGGAAGUUUUUGCAGCAAGAAAUUAGCGGAGCAUCGAGCGAACUUGUAACUCUAUUAGGCUUUUUAGAAAAAUAAUACCCGUAUUUUGAUCCGAAGUACGCAAGAGAAUCUGGCCUUGCUUUCCAUUAUCUAGAUGCC
Molecule: messenger RNA, 2475 nt
Organism: Hymenoscyphus albidus
Lineage: Eukaryota; Fungi; Ascomycota; Leotiomycetes; Helotiales; Helotiaceae
Source: the annotation of a GenBank genome assembly